Psylliodes chrysocephalus is the source of this 796-nucleotide messenger RNA. NCBI's taxonomy places the organism in Eukaryota, Metazoa, Arthropoda, Insecta, Coleoptera, Chrysomelidae. The record is from the annotation of a GenBank genome assembly.
CCUAGUUCAGUAUACAUUCAUAUAUCUUAACAAAAUGUUACUGUGUAGUGAAUCGUUCUUUUUAUUUAUGUUUACUAAUGCCGUAAUAAUUUUGGCGCAAGAAUUUCGUUUGGACUCUUAUAUAGUGGACAGACCGUUACCGUACUUAUCAAAACACUCAUUUAUUAACAGAUCUGAACAAAAUAUAACAAUAAAAAACUGUUCAUUAGAAACAAUAGCACCAGAAGCAUUUAAAAAUGUAAAAGCAGCCAAAAUAUAUAUAAUAGAGAAUCCAUUAAGAAUACUAAGAAGAAGAAUGUUCAAUCUUGUAAUGGUCGAUGAACUUUAUUGUGAUAGAAACCAAAUUUCUGAAAUAGAACCGGGUACAUUUCAUUAUGUUCAUCCUAUAUACGAGGAUGCCCUACAGAUUCUUUCGUUAAGCAAUAAUAAACUGCAUACGAUCAAGAGGGGAGUUUUUAGUGGUACCAAUUUUAGAAAAAUUUUGCUGAAUUCCAACAAAAUAGACUACAUAGAAUUUGGAUCAUUUGAAAAUAUGCCUUAUUUGUUAGCUCUACAUCUCGGUGACAAUAUGUUGCAAAGAAUAGAUAUUGGAAUUUUUAAUGGUUUUCCAAAUCCGAUGUUAUUGAGACUGUCAGGCAAUAAGAUUAAUUUUAUUCACAGAAGAGCUUUUGAAAAUUCGACUUUUUUGAGUUUAGAUUUACAAGAUAAUGAUCUGGGGAAUGUUGAAAAAGAAUAUUUUAUAAAUGCUUUGAUUGGAUGGUAUUUUAUUUAAGUAACAAUAUGACUUAAACGGAAA